Uloborus diversus is the source of this 1418-nucleotide messenger RNA. Its product is annotated as protein toll-like. Gene Ontology annotation, molecular function: transmembrane signaling receptor activity. Gene Ontology annotation, biological process: toll-like receptor signaling pathway; innate immune response. The record is from RefSeq and is a predicted model, not a curated record. Gene Ontology annotation, cellular component: membrane. Lineage: Eukaryota; Metazoa; Arthropoda; Arachnida; Araneae; Uloboridae.
AGUUUACCAAGUUUAGUUUCACUUCAAUUGAUGAAAAAUAGGCUGAACAUUUUGUCAAGAAGAACAUUCCCGCCAGAAAUUAAACUGAAAGAAUUAACCUUGACAGGUAAUCAAUGGAUUUGUGAUUGUAGACUUUUGUGGCUGAGAGACUUGAUGGUGAAUCAAAGUAUAUCAUCCCGAUCGCCAGUUUUGGGUUGCUCAACUCCUGACAGAAUCAGCGGGAAGUUGUUGCACAAACUAAAACCAGAAGAUCUCCUUAAGUGGCCAGACGAUUGCCCAGAUCCUUGUAAGUGCACAUGUGUUUCUGAAGAUGUAGAGUUCCAUAUUAAAGUAGAUUGCACUGGACGUGGCUUAUUCAAGGUUCCAAUCAAGUUUCCCAGUCGUACGGGAGAAUUGAAUCUGCAAAGUAAUAUGUUAACAAAUCCACUGAAGUUUGAUUCGAAUUCCCUGGCUAGAUUAAAACUUUUGAAUCUCGAAAGCAACUUCAUUGAAAAAUUAGACUUUAAUUUACCUGAGAAUAUUACCACAUUGAAAUUGGCUGCCAACAACUUGACUCGUUUCUUCGACACUGAUCCACCAGAGAGUAUCAAAAGCUGGACUUUGUCGGAAAAUCCGUGGACAUGUGACUGCGAAACAGUGCCGUUCAAAAAUUGGCUGAUGUCGCAGGGUAACAAUGUGCUGGAUGUAAACUCUACUCGAUGCAGUGCAGAUGCAGAAGACGAAGAUUUGAGAUCUCAGGUUAUCGUAUUUCUGCUAGAAUCACAACUGUGCCCGACCCCAAUAAGCACCUACAUUUUGAUAUCUGUUGCGAUUCUCUUGUUUCUUGUUGCCUGCACAUCAUCCAGACUUUUAUACUCCAAGUAUCAUUACCACAUGAAAGUGUGGCUUUAUUCCAGAGGUUUGACGUUGCUAAAGAAAGCUGAAAUCCAGGACAUUGGUAAACUACAUGACAUUUACAUUUCUGUAGCAAAUGGUGACUUGUAUUUCGUUGAGAGAUAUUUAAUUCCAGAGUUGGAAGAAAAAGAACCAUAUUAUUCACUGUACAUUCCAAGCAGAGAUAUGCUAGCUGGAGAUUUAGAGAUUAGAAAGCAAAUAGAGGAAGUAAAUAACAGUAAAAGGAUUAUCAUACUGCUGUCACAGCACUACAUUGAAGACCAGAAAUGCAUGAAAGUUUUCAAAUUUGCUUUUGCGUCUUCUUUAGAAGAAAAAUUCUGCCGUCUUAUCUUGAUUGUCAUUGGAGAUCUCCCGCCACUGUCGGAAGUUGACCAGAUACUUCGCACAGCGAUCGAGUCAACGAAAUGUUUACGACUGGAGCAGAAACUGUUUUGGGAAAUGCUUAGAUUCGCUUUGCCACGGAAAGAUAAAAGAGAAAACAAAAGUGGAAGUUAUUUAUUGCAUGAUUUUCCAGCAUUGCAAAU